AUGGAGAGUUAUUAUUCAGCUUCUAACAGAGCCUUACAUUUUAAAAGUUCAUCAUGUGUGAAGCAAUUUAGGAAAAGCGGAUACGAGCCAUCCGACACAGACACCGAUUGGCAGGAAAGUCCAAGCCUGGAAUUGAAUCUUGAAAAUGUAUUAACGUUCGAUGUGAGUUUAAAUCGUAGAAGGCCAAGCAAGUCCCCUUAUACAUGGAGACACAAGGGUGAUGUUCAAUUUCCACCACUUGAUCUACGAAAACAACGUGUUAGUAGAAAUGCGAGCCCCUUUUCAAAAUCCGAGUAUCGUAAAUCACCAAAUGUUCGUAGAAAUGUCAGUCCCUUUUCAAAAUCUGAAUACCGACGCAGACAUGAUACGCAAAGCUUUUCGAGUUCAAAUAGGAAGCAAAAUAAUGAUGAGGGUGCAGUUACUGCCAAAGCAAAUUAUAGUCACAGGGCUCUUUACGACACUUCCAGGGAUCGAAGCAGAGUAGAAAAGGAAAAUUCGCGCAAAAGUGAACCUUCAGUAGGUGAAAUGAAUGUAAUGUUAGCCAAUGCAAAGAGCUUAAGAGGCCCCAAUAAUGCCAUUAGUCUUAAUACUAAUAAUAUGUUUCAAAGUACUGAAUCUAUUUCACCAAGUGAUAUUUUCUUUACUAAGGGGUGUUCUGUUUUCACCCAAUCAAGCAAGUGCGAUCCAAUGCCCCGAGCAUCGAGUGAUAGGAAUGUCAGUUCUGUCAACAAAAUCAAUCAGAACGGCAUUAGGAUUAUUUCAUCUAGUACAAUUCUGACCCGAACGAGGACUAUGAACUCAAGCUCUACUAUAAGUAGGCAGAGCAGUAAUCUAAGUAGAAGUGCGAAAAAGUUCACAGUAAAAAUGCAAGUUAAGAGUCAAAAAGAAGCAUGGUGUUCUUGUAUCAAGAAACGAUAUUCAUGUAGAAAUUCAAGAAAAGAUCAAUCUCCCGAAAGAGGGAGGCAUAUCGAUGAAGCUUCGUUAAUUGAGAAGGCAUUUGUUGUUGAAAGAUUGAGACAAUUCUGGGCGGAUAAGUAUCAACCUGCUUCAUUGGAGGGAUUGGAGGGAUUCACUUGCCACAAGCAACAAGCUUUACUACUUAGUCAUCUUGUAUCUUCAAAUGAACCACUCCCACACAUCUUGUUAAAGGGUCCUUCAGGAUCUGGAAAAAGAGCACUCUCAAUGGCUCUUCUGCUUGAAAUCUAUGGAGAUGCAAUUUGCAAUGAAAUGAGGGCAAUGCAAGUUGUUGUACCAGUAAGCUCAAGUCCUCACCAUACGGAGCUCAAUGUUCAUUUGGAGCCUAAUGCUAGAUAUGCAUUAAUGGCUUUGGUUCAGCAAAUAAGUAGUGAAUAUGCACUGGCCUCAGAAAUAAGCAGAGUUAAUGUGAAGGCAGAUUCCAAAGUAAUAGUUCUUUAUGAUGUGGAUAAAGCUGUUGAGAACAUGCAGCACUUAAUAAAAUGGAUCAUGGACCGUUAUUCAGAUGCUUGUAAGCUUAUUCUCUUGUGUGAAAGUGGUGCAUCUAUAAUUGAGCUAGUGAAAAGUCGCUGCACAACUAUUGAAGUAGAAGCUCCCUUAACUCAUGAAAUCAUGGAAGUUCUCAUUGAAAUAGCAAGAAAGGAAGACCUUGAAUUAUCUAGAGGCUUUGCUGCUAAGAUAGCUACCAAAUCAAAGCAAAACUUGCGCAGAGCAAUUAUGGCUCUUGAAGCAUGCAAAGCACACUACUAUCCGUUUGCGGAGGAUCAACCAAUCUCAGUAGGAUGGGAAGAAGCUGUAGUAGAACUUGCAGCAGAGAUUCUAGCUGAUCCAACUCAAACAAGGUUAUUCUCUAUUCGAGGCAAGUUCCAAAAACUUCUGGCGGAGUUUGUGCACCCAAAACUUAUUCUCCUGAAACUUGUUGAACAAUUCCUCAAGAAGGUUGAUGCAGGUUUAAAAAGGGAAAUAUAUUAUUGGCAUGCUUAUUAUGACAAAAGACUCCCAAUUGGAACAAGCGCUCUAUUAAAAUUAGAAGAAUUCGUAGCAAAAUUUAUGAGCAUGUACAGGAAACAGUCAGGCAACAUUCACCAGUUACCCUAACAUUGAGGCAAGUCAGACUAAAAGGAGGCUAAAAAUUCAGGCAACAAUUCUGUCCAUUUCAAGUGCAAAUAUUUAAUGGUAUUAAAAAGCACCUGAUUGAAGUUUCCUAGAGUUUCUGCAGUAAAAUUGAUGCAUAUGAGUAGCCCUUGUAUUAUGUUCUUCUAUUAAAAAAAAUGAGAAACUUAU
Lycium ferocissimum is the source of this 2259-nucleotide messenger RNA. RefSeq lists its product as uncharacterized. NCBI's taxonomy places the organism in Eukaryota, Viridiplantae, Streptophyta, Magnoliopsida, Solanales, Solanaceae. Gene Ontology annotation, biological process: DNA-templated DNA replication; DNA repair. Gene Ontology annotation, molecular function: DNA binding; DNA clamp loader activity. Bases 1 to 2073 code for a protein of 690 amino acids. The transcript has 11 exons. Gene Ontology annotation, cellular component: DNA replication factor C complex; nucleus. The record is from RefSeq and is a predicted model, not a curated record.